Ostreococcus tauri is the source of this 1638-nucleotide messenger RNA. RefSeq names its product Major facilitator superfamily domain, general substrate transporter. Gene Ontology annotation, molecular function: transmembrane transporter activity. NCBI's taxonomy places the organism in Eukaryota, Viridiplantae, Chlorophyta, Mamiellophyceae, Mamiellales, Bathycoccaceae. The record is from RefSeq and is a predicted model, not a curated record. Gene Ontology annotation, cellular component: membrane. The transcript has a single exon. Gene Ontology annotation, biological process: transmembrane transport. Bases 1 to 1638 code for a protein of 545 amino acids.
AUGUCCGACGCGCCCUCGCCCGAGGUCCCACGCACGUACUCGGGCGACGCCGUCGAUACCGACGCCGAAUCGUUGUUACCGUCGCGCACCGCGAGCGAUGAUUCGACCGCUCGAGCGUCGAGCGCCGACGCAUUCGUCCCCGUCCCGCUCGCCGUCGACGAUCGCGCGACGCCGCCGAUGCGGUACCGCGCCGCGGAUGCGCUCGACGCGAUGGGCUUCGGAUCGUUCCAAGUGAUGAUCUUGGCGUUCGUCGGCCUGGCGUGGACCGCGGACGCGAUGGAGAUGAUGCUGCUGAGCUUUCUCGGACCCGCGAUGCGAUGCGAGUUCGGCGUCGGGAAGACCGCGGAGGGGCUGUUGACGAGCGUGGUAUUCGCGGGGAUGAUGAUCGGAGCACCGAGUUGGGGCGCGAUGAGCGAUCAGAGGGGGAGAAGGCCGGCGCUGUUGGGGAGCGCGACGGCGACGCUCGCGGGCGGCGUCGGAAGCGCGCUCGCGGGGUCGUUCGGAGCGAUGUUGUUCUUUCGGUUUUGCGUCGGCGUUGGGUUAGGAGGGGUGCCGGUGGCCUAUGGGCUGUUCAUAGAAUUCUUACCGAGUGGGAAUCGAGGGAUGAAUCUGUGUUUGAUUGAGUUAUUUUGGACGCUCGGGUCGGCGAUCGAGAGCGGCUUGGCUUGGAUCGUGUUACCUCACGGAUCGUGGAGACUGCUCUUGUUACUGUCGACGACGCCGUUGUUCGCGUUCAUCGUGUGCAUAAUCAUCGUUCCGGAGAGUGUGAUGUACUCGGUGAGCGCUGGGAGAAUGGAUGAGGCGAAGGAGACGCUUCGGCGCGUGUCCAAGGCGAACGGUAAGCCGUUACCGCCGGGCGAGCUCGUCGCGUCGCACGCGGGCGACGCUCCCGAGUUGGAGGAUCGAACGGUGUUCCUGGGGAGUGAAUCUCGAACGAAGAAGUUCUUGAGGAAACACGUUCCCACGAGCUUUCGAGCGCUGUUAUCGAAGACUCACGCGAAGACGUCGCUGUUGGUUUGGCUCAUCUUCUUCGGCUGCGCGUUCCUGUACUACGGUGUCGUCCUGCUCACGACGACACUAAACGUCCGCGAGAACGCGUCGGCGUCGCUGAAAUGUUUGCAGAACAACUCACCGUACUUGACCUCGGGUGAGUACGCGGACAUUUUCUUCAGCUCACUUGCCGAGGUUCCCGGAGUUCUCAUCGCCGUCGCCGUCAUCGAUAGAAUCGGUCGGCGAGGAUCGAUGGCGCUCACGUUAGCCGCCACCGCGGUGUUCACCUUUCCCGUUGCCUUCAAAUCUAUCGGUGUCGGUAUUCGAGACGUUGCUCUGUUUUGUUCCAGAAGCGCAGCUUUCGCUUCGUUUACUAUAUUGUACGUCUUCACCGGCGAAAUCUACCCGACGAGGAUUCGAAGCUCGGGCCUGGGCGUCGGCAACUCCUUCGCCCGUAUCGGUGGUAUCGCAUGUCCCCUGUUCGCUGUCACUCUGGUCGAGACCGGUCACCGGGUUCUUGCCGUGACAUUCUUCCUCGUUGUCGCCGUCGUCGCCGUCGCCGCCACGCUCUCCCUGGACAUCGAAACCACCGGUCGCAAACUCGACGCCGACGACGAACCGGGCGUGGAGCUCGCCCCUGUCACUUAG